AUCGAUCGGAAAAACAAGGAGAGAGAGAGAGUAAAAACAGAAAAAAAAAAAAAAUCAAAUCCAAUCCAGCACAGAUAUUUGUUCGGGAACACACAAGCAAAGCUAAAGCUGCUCAGUUUCUCUCGCAGCUUCGACAUGGCAGAAUCACGUGCUCCACUCUAGGGUUUCGCUCUCCAAGCUCUCUUUCUCACUCACUCUAAUGCGUGGAGGUGUUACCAAGUUCAGUGAAACUGUCAAAGUAGCUGGUGUAAAUUGGUUUCCAAUGGCAUUUUUUCCUUCCACAAGAGCAAUAAACCGUUGACUAUUUCAAGAAUGGGAAAGGAUGUGCCACCUUAUGUAUUAAGUUUCACUAGAUACACUUGUGCCCAAUUUACAUCAAGAACAAGCAUUGAAGAGAAUCAAUGCAAUACUCGUUGUAGAUUUGAUCUACUUUUUGGGUGGCCAAUUGUUGAGUGUUUUUUUGAAAAAUUUAUGAGAUGCAUUGAAUCCUAUAAAUGUUGUAAGAUGCUGUACAGGUUUUUGGAUAAUACACCUAGCCUUUGGAGGAUUGUUUGGAAGAGCUAGAGCAUUGUAUUUUGUCUGUUUGAAGAUUAAUAUCUGUUGAAAUAGACUUGACAUCAAUUUUGAGGCCUUUUCAGAUACCUUCUUUAGUUAUUGGACCAAUUUGUUACAGAUGAUGAAGAGUCUAUCUUAUUUGAGGCUUGCAGGCCGGUGGCAUUGUUAAAAGGUUUAUGCAUCAUUAAGAAAUCCUUAGGCUGUGUCUGAUGUAUUACAUAAGGAAGACCUGAUAGUAUAAGCAAACAGUAUCAAGCCUUACUAGGUGUUUGGCACAUCAAAGUGACAAGAACGUUGCUUUUGUCAAAGAGAAGCAUUACGAUUUUGGCAAGUGAGAUGAGUGGAAGUGGCAAAAAGCGCUCUUCAAAGUGGGAUUUGAGAGACGAUCCUGAUUUUUCACCUGAUGAUAGUCAGCAAUUGCGGUCUGGGUGGUCCUCUGCAGGUGAUAAAUUAAAGCCUGGCAUGGGAUUUUCGUCCAAGGAACCUUUUUCUGGAGGCAGAGGUUCAAAUAAGGACGAUAUUAUGAAUAAAGACUAUAGAGUUUUGGAUGCAACAAUGGAAUGGGAUGAGGAUGGAAGUUACAACAAUGAAAUGUCUCCUGGGUUGGAGGGAUGGAAACAUAAUAAGAGACAUAGUCAAUCCCCCAAAAAUGGUUGGAGCAGGUCAGUCAGGAGUAGUCGAAGCAGGAGCCCUCCUCAUGGUUUUAGGUGGGAUUCAGGAGUCAAUGACAGAAAUAGAAUGCGGGCUGGAGGAUCGACACAACCAUGUAGAGAUUUUGCUGCUGGUAAAUGCAGAAGAGGCAGCCACUGCCAUUUUCUUCAUGAUAAUCAAAAUCAUGAGGAUAGUUGGGAAGAUAAGUACAGGGAAGAUGGAGCUCCCAGAUAUUCUGCUCCCCACGAGGGUAGAGACUAUUCUCUUAAGAGUGGUAGAUCUAAUGAAGCCUGUAUUAAUUUUCCAAAAGGAAGGUGUAGAAUGGGAGCAUCAUGCAAGUUUGUGCAUCAUAACAAUUCUGAUGGACACAGUAAAGUUUCUGUGGAUGAAUUAGCUAGAGAGAGGGAAAUUGAUAGAAGGCACAGAGACAGUUCUUUUGAGCAGGGUGGAGGGCAUGGGCCAAACCGUAGUGGUGAUACUCUUUGCAAAUUUUUUGCUAAUGGACAUUGUCGUAAUGGUAAAUAUUGUAGGUUUUCUCAUGAUAGGCAAGCAUGUAGAAGCCCUAAUAGAAGAUCAAGAGAUGAUAGGUGGGCAAGCAAUCCUGGAGGAGAUUAUAAUAUGCUGGAUAGACCGAAAUUGAGUGAUUCAGUUAGUCCUAAUAGAAGGCCAAGGGAUGAUAGGUGGGGUUCAGAUGGUAACAGGGCUGAUGCAGAUAAAGUUUGGGACAGUCCAAAGCGGAAUGAUACAGUUGCUGUCUCUGAUACAGCAAAGCUGGUUGAGGACAAAAGUGAAAAUGUGGUUGCCGCAGAGCAAGGAUUCACCCCUUUGGCUACGAGGGAUGGAUGGGGUCAUAGUUUGGAUAAGAGCAGAGUGCAUGGUGAACAACCAUUUUCAAGUGAUAAGAAGGAAGCUGACAGUUGGAUAACAGGAAAUAAUGCUGCCAACAUGCAUGGUUCCCAGUCAAUAGGUACAGACAUUUGGUUGGGUGAUGAUGCAAAAAUGUCUCCUGAUUGGGAUUACAGGGUGAGAUCUUCCAGCUGUAUUGAAGAAAAGCAUGAACAGAAUAAGCAUGGGAUAACGCAGGGUUUUAUGUAUUUAGACACCUCUGAACAUGACAGAAUACAAAUUGCUCCAGGACAAGGUUUUAAUCAGAAUGCAGUGAGUUUUAAUUCUUUGCAUUCUUCAAGCUGCCAAGCAGUUGGACAAAGUCAAGUAGCAGUUCCCAUUCUACCUUCAAAGGGUGGAAUUGUUGAUGGUAUGCUGAAACAGGAAGUCUCCACUGAGAAAAAGUACACUGCUGAACCAAAUAUCAUGGAUGCUGGCUUAUCACAAGUUAGUUCAAGAAAUCCUCCUCCAACCGCGAACGUGGUAGGCAAAGAACAGCUUGCUCAGCUUACCAAUCUCUCAGCCUCGCUGGCUCAUAUCCUCGGGACAGGGCAACAGCUGCCACAACUUUAUGCUGCUUUAAAUUCUCAUGAUGCAAAGGACAUAUCCUCCCUAGCAAAAACUGAGGUGCCUGCUAUGCCUGUUUCCAACACAUUCAUCAGGCCAGAUCCUACUGUUGGACUCCUGAAGCAAUAUGAUCCAAUGUGUGACAGUGUUGAGCCAAAGAGUGCUGUUGCAAGUGGGGUACCCCCAGCCAUUCCUCCAAGUCAAAAAGUUGCAGAUGUAGUGGAAAUUCCGUCACAGUCCAACACAGGAAGACAAAAUUGUGGUGAUUCUUCCAAGGCUGCUGGCUCAGAAGAACUUGUCAAGAGUGAUCCUCUAAUCCAGUUGCAGCCAGGUCAAAACACUGGGGUUAAUAAGGAAAUGUUACCUGAGGAAACUCUAAAAUCUAAAGAUGAUCCUAAAAGUACCAAAGAGAGUGGUCCUUUUGAAAACAUGGAGCAAACUGAUGGUCCUGAUGAGGCAAAGAAAAUAAAGGGUAUGAAGGGGAAUCGUGCAUUUAAAUUUGCAUUGGUUGAGUUUGUUAAGGAGCUUCUAAAACCAACAUGGAAAGAUGGUCAAAUCACCAAAGAAGAUUAUAAAACAAUUGUGAAGAAAGUUGUUGAUAAAGUAACUGGUUCCAUGCAGGGGGUCAAUAUUCCUCAGACACAGGAGAAAAUUGAUCACUAUUUGUCAUUUUCAAAACCAAAGCUUAACAAACUUGUACAGGCGUAUGUGGAAAAGGUUCAGAAGGCUUAGUGCAAUUGUUGAAAUUUGACUGCCAACCCUAUCGUUUAUAUUUUACUCAGCACUGUUGUCUUCAAUAUGUAUUCUCUUCUUUAUCUCUGGAUUUUUUUGUUUUGUCUUGGCCAUUUGUUUGCGUACUUUAGCUCCUUUGCAGCUAUUGCAUACAAACAAUCUGGGAGCAUUUUUUGGGCCUUUAAUUUUUUUUUCUUCGUUUCUUUGGGGAAAAAUUAUUAGGUGUUUGUGCCAUUAGACAAUAGUUAGGCAGUUAUGUGGGAUUUAAUUUAUUUUUCCAGUUUAUUGUAAUUAUAGGAGACAGCUGUUUGCUUUUCAGAACAGUGAGACAGAAUGGAACCAAAACAUGCUCAAGUCCAAUGCUUGAUUAUUUCAAACUGGACGGAGGAGGUUUCAAUGUCUAUUUUUAAUUAUAAAUUCUCAUGUAUGAGUUUGCCUGCA
This is a messenger RNA of Glycine soja, 3831 nucleotides long. Its product is annotated as zinc finger CCCH domain-containing protein 38-like. The transcript is spliced from 6 exons. Bases 892 to 3390 code for a protein of 832 amino acids. Gene Ontology annotation, molecular function: metal ion binding. The record is from RefSeq and is a predicted model, not a curated record. Lineage: Eukaryota; Viridiplantae; Streptophyta; Magnoliopsida; Fabales; Fabaceae.